UAAGGUUAUUAAUUUCUGUGUGUAGUUUUCUUUUGCCCCUAAAAGAAACGAAAGGGCAGCCGGCAGUGCUUCUUCUGAUAAUAGUCGCCCAAAUCCCUUAUCAUCUUGAUAGUCUGAUCAAUGGGUGAAGUUUCUACGACGACUAACAUUGCUAAGGAUGUCACUGAAUUGAUCGGUAGAACUCCUUUGGUUUAUCUCAACAAUGUCGUGAGUGGUUGCCAUGCUCGUAUUGCUGCCAAGCUUGAAAUGAUGGAGCCUUGCUCUAGCGUUAAGGACAGGAUUGGGUAUAGCAUGAUUACUGAUGCAGAGGAGAAAGGCCUUAUUAUUCCCGGGCAGAGCGUCCUGAUUGAGCCUACCAGUGGUAAUACUGGCAUAGGGUUGGCUUUCAUGGCAGCAGCAAAGGGCUAUAAGCUCGUCUUAACAAUGCCCGCAUCCAUGAGCAUGGAGAGAAGGAUAAUUCUUAAAGCUUUUGGUGCUGAGUUGGUCCUAACUGAUCCAGUUUUGGGGAUGAAAGGAGCCGUUCAAAAGGCUGAGGAGUUGGCUGCGAAGACACCCAACUCAUAUGUUCUUCAACAAUUUGAAAACCCUGCCAAUCCGAAGAUUCAUUACAAGACAACUGGGCCUGAGAUAUGGACCGCAACUGGAGGGAAAAUCGAUGCCUUUGUAUCUGGUAUUGGAACUGGGGGCACGAUAACUGGAGCAGGGAAAUAUCUUAAAGAGAAAAAUCCUGAUGUCAAGCUUUAUGGCGUGGAGCCGACAGAAAGUGCUGUUCUAUCGGGAGGAAAGCCAGGCCCACAUAAGAUCCAAGGAAUAGGAGCUGGUUUUAUUCCUGGGGUUUUGGAUGUUGAUCUCAUUGAUGAAGCCGUGCAGGUUUCAAGUGAUGAAGCUAUUGAAAUGGCGAAAGUUCUUGCCAUGAAAGAGGGUCUAUUGGUUGGAAUAUCAUCUGGAGCUGCUGCAGUAGCGAGUCAGGCGCAUGAAGAGUCACAAGUUGAUGGAGUUUCAGAUUAG
Asparagus officinalis (garden asparagus) is the source of this 1008-nucleotide messenger RNA. RefSeq names its product cysteine synthase-like. The transcript has 11 exons. NCBI's taxonomy places the organism in Eukaryota, Viridiplantae, Streptophyta, Magnoliopsida, Asparagales, Asparagaceae. Gene Ontology annotation, cellular component: cytoplasm. Gene Ontology annotation, molecular function: cysteine synthase activity. The record is from RefSeq and is a predicted model, not a curated record. The coding region runs from base 121 to 1008 and encodes 295 amino acids.